Molecule: messenger RNA, 1491 nt
Organism: Mya arenaria
Lineage: Eukaryota; Metazoa; Mollusca; Bivalvia; Myida; Myidae
Product: tumor necrosis factor receptor superfamily member 16-like
Exons: 3
Coding region: 187-870 (227 amino acids)
Molecular function (GO): protein binding
Source: RefSeq, a predicted model, not a curated record
CACAGCGGUACCCGCUGUAGUUAUUGACUGAAUAUAUAUCGCCAGUGCAUGUUUACCAUAAACUAUUGAAUGGAUCUUACGCGUACUCAACCUUCGGUUUUCAGUGUUUAAAUCCAUAAAGCAUAAAAAAUUGCGUGCUUUUUAUGAAAUAAAGUAAACGCGUGGGAAUGCAUUUACAUUCAAACCAUGAAAAUCUGUACAGUUCUGGACCAUUGUAUUGUUUUCGUUUGGAUAUAUUUGAUAAACAUACAAAGUGUGGUGGGAGUUUUGCCUUACUCAAUCAGUCAAAAAACAUCCGGUUAUCGUUCGAAAGGCUGUCCUGCAGGAAAAUAUUAUGAUGAGGAGACUUACGAAAGGGGUAAAUGUAGGAAAUGUGUUGUAUGCCCUAAAGGCUACACAGAGUUUUCGUCAUGUUCCACGACGACGAACAGGUCUUGUAAACCAUGUAAAAUUGGGACUACUUUCAGUGACAAUCGCGGAGGAAUUUGCCGGAACUGCACUGAUUGUGAACGAGGUCAGUUUGUCAGAAGACAGUGUUUGCCAUAUAGGGAUGCAAGGUGUAAAAACUGUCCUAAUGGAACGUAUUCCUUAGACGGGAAAGGUUUUGGGUGUAAAUACUGCUCGGUUUGCAAAGAACAUGAAGAAGAAGUGUCGCCUUGCACAUCACUUCAGAAUCGAGAAUGUAGUUUGAAAGAAGAUUACACAUUGGGCAACACAAACCAUUGGAAUACUGGGCCAGAAUAUAACAAGGAUUUCAGUUUUUCCACACGGCUCGUCCUCCUCUCUCUUCUAAUAGUUAUUUCUUGCUCUUUCUUUAUUUUCUUGUUUGCAACUAUUUUACAAACAAUCAGCUCAAAGUUCCUACGCUAAUGACUUUCUUGAUUCAACAUUCGUAAUAAUACAUUUAUACCCUUAUAUCCUUAUUGUAUAAAAGAAUAAGAAACACAAACUACUGGAAUGCGAAAUACAAAAUACUCAAAACUAUAUUUCUUUUUUAUAUUAUAUUUACAUUAAAAAUUAUUACUCAUCAAAAAUGCUUUGCUGGCGCAUAGGGACUGAAUUUCUUAUUUUAAGAUUGCUGCUGUCAUUGUUUCGUACCACAAUCGGAACCUUUAUUUAAAAACUAUACUUGUAUUGUUAUUUAAAGCACUUUUACAUGUUUUUUACGCGAGUAACUUCAAAACUAAUUUCCCCUAGAAGUUGAUGUUUUGUAAGAGAACAAGUAGACAAUUAUCUUCAAUUUAGAUAUUCUUGAAAAUCAGUAAACUUUUAUGAUCUUAUCUGAAAAUGUUUCAAAGAGUGCCAAUCUUUGCCACUCAUGUUCCAUUCGUAUGAUUGGUAUAGUAUUUGAUUGUUCAAUACUGUUUUCAUAUCCUGAAAAUAUUGCAUGGAUCUAUAUUACGACUUCAAUAAAAAGCUUAUUGUGACGUGUUGAUUUAUUCAUGCACUAUUUAUAAAACAUUGGCAAUAUCGACACGGACAUUACAAAAA